AGCUGUGGUGUGUCGGAGAAGUGAGAAACUUCCCUCACUCCUCCGCGCCUGCUUUCUUCUCUCUUUUUUCUUUUUCUUUUUUUAACAUGAUUCCAUCCCUUUUUCUGUAACUUCUCUCGGGAGCAACCGGAGGGUCCUGGCUGUCUUUCGUCUGAGCGGGGUGAUUGUGUCCUAUCUCCGGUCUCUCCGGAGGGUUUCCUGCACCGGCUCGUCCAGGACUUCGGCUGCAACUGGAGCGACUCCACCAAGUUUCCCCCACCGCGUUCCGCCUGAGGAAUGAGAGGACAGCCGGAGAGGAAGAGCCGACACUCGCCUGUUUGAAUGAACAAAAGGACCGACAUGGAGGAACACACUCUGCCGGGAUCCAAACCUUCCCACUCGGCUCUGAACACAAACCCGACGAGGCCUGACCCGGAGGGGGAGAGCAGCCCCCCGAAGACGGAUAACACUGAGAGAAUGGUGUCUCCAGCUAAGAAAAACACAGAUUGGAGAUUGACAACCCCCACAAAGUCUGACGUCAUUUCCCGGUCACCUGGGUCACCUGCAUCACCUAUCCCCAGGUUGAAAAGUGGUAAAGACACCAUAAAAGCAGAGGAGAGGCAGAAGCUUGCCAAGGAGAGGAGAGAGGAAAAGGCCAAAUAUCUUGAAGAGCUCAGCUUGUUACAAGCUGCUAAAAAGAGCCAGUGGCUGGAGAAGGAGGAGAAGGCCCGGCAGCUGAGGGAACAGCAGUUGGAGGAGCGCCGCAGGAAGCUGGAGGAACAGCGGAUCAAGGCGGAGAAACGGCGGGCCACCCUGGAGGAGAGGCAGAGACAGAAACUGGAGAAGAAUAAAGAACGCUACGAGAACGCCAUCCACAGGUCAACCAAGAAAACGUGGGCAGAAAUCCGCCAGCAAAGGUGGUCCUGGGCUGGUGGCCUAAGCCAGAACUCCAGCCAGAAAGAAGGCAGAUGCUCUGUGUCAACGGUCAACCUGCCCAAACACGUGGACUCUGUUAUAAACAAGCGACUGUCCAAGUCCUCUGCUACGCUCUGGAACUCCCCCAGCAGAACAGCCCGUGGCCUUGCACUGAGUCCAUGGGAGAGCAGUAUAGUCGACCGGCUGAUGACGCCAACGCUGUCUUUCCUCGCGAGGAGCCGCAGUGCUGCCAGUGUCCUCACCAAUGGCAAAGAUGGUUACUCUCCUCUCUGCCCCCGUUCGGCCUCAGCCAGUCCCCUCACCCCUCAGCCCCACCACCGCUGCUCCGACCGCUGGAGAGUGACGUCCAGCACACCCGACAUCACCCAGCGGCAACACAGACGGAGCUCCACACCCAUGGAUAAAAACAAGAAGGAAAAGAAAGACAAGGAACGGGAGAAUGAAAAGGAGAAGAUUGCCCUCAGUAAAGAGAAGGUGCUGAAGAAGAGACAGUCUCUACCCAGUAUGAGACACCGACCAGAUCCAAGUCCGAGUCCUUUAUCAAGACCACGACCGUCAUCCCCAGCUGUGCCCAAGGGUAGAACUGCCUCCCCCAGCCCUGCUGCCUCCCCCAGGCCUCCAUCCGCACGUGGAAGCCCGUCAACUCCAAAAGGACGACCGAAAAGAGCCAGGACCCCUGGCAGGAUAGACCACCGCACCUCCUCCCCCAUCCCCCUCGAAAGAGUAAAGGAGCCUCGCAGGCCCGCAACUCCCGAACAGAGAAAGAUUGCCUCGGCCCAUCCCUCGAGCACGACCGUUACAACCACUGCAGCCUCCCCCUCGCCUGAGCCGGUCCACUCGGCUCCUUCUGUUGCUGCUUCGUCACCGUCGCCGUCACCGUCGGCCAAGCCCAUGGCGGGCACCAACAACCCAGAGGAGGCCGCUCGCAUCCUGGCAGAGAAGCGCCGACAGGCCCGGGAGCAGAGGGAGAGGGACGAGCAGGAGCGCCGCGAACAGGAGGAGAAGGAGAGGAUCCUGAGAGAGGAGCGAAUAGCUCGGGAGGCAGAGGAGAGGCGACUUAGGGAGGAGGAGGCACAGGCCAUGGCCGAGGAGCAGAGGAGGAGGGACGAAGCCCAGCGCCUGCAGGACGAGAAGGAGGCCGAGGAGAGAGCCAAAGCCGAGCAGGAGGAGAACCUGCGCCUACAAAAACAGAAGGAAGAGGCUGAGGCUAAAGCCCGGGAGGAGGCGGAGAAGCAGCGUCUGGAGAGGGAGAAACACUUCCUGAAGGAGGAGCAGGAGAGGCUGGAGAGGAAAAGGCGUCUGGACGAGAUCAUGAAGAGGACACGCAAGACGGACGGAGGCGACAAGAAAGAGACCAAGUCCUCCCCUCUCACAAACGUCAAUGACAAAGAGGCAGAGAGCAGCAAAGCAUCUGCUGAUUAUCAGCCAAAGCCAGAGAUCAAUCUGCCCAAUAACGUGCAAGAAUAUGGACAGACGAGCGUCAAAGAAAGCAGCCCCUCAGUCCCAGUGGUCAACGGGUUCCAGCCCACGAGACAUGAAAACGGUCUAUCCACUAAAGAAGACACUGCCCACUUUGGAGAUAUCAUCCAUCUCGCAAAUAACGGCCACACCAGCAACGGAGCACGGGAUAAGUCCGAGAGCAGCAUGGCCACCGAGCCGAUCCUCACGUUUGAGAGUGAGGAGUCGUUCAUGAAAAAGGCAGGCCCCAUGAAGCCUCAGCAUGUUGCAGCAGCUCCACUGACUUGGGCCUGAUCCCAGACAGGAAUUCCUCGAAUAGCAGCGGCGGUGAGGAGACCCUAUCCACUAGUCCUUCACUGCGAAAGGGCUAGAAACAAGACCCCGUGGCAAUUAAGCAGCAUAUCACUCCUCGCCGAGCCGCAACGUCAGCAGCACCCUACAGCUAGCUCUUAAUCCUCACCUGUUUGCCUGAAGACUAGCCAGCAGUCAGAGAUAAGUAAAGCAAGCGGGGGGAAAAGCCCACGGACAUCUUUCCUGAAAGCACUCCACUUCCUCCGUUUCACGCCGCUUGCCUUUUAACUCAGUUAUACAAAGAGUGAACAUUCUCUCCUCUCAUGUUCACUCCUGUAAAUCAAGAUUCUGGAGACCUGGCAGGACAUUUCUGUUCAAGGUUUAUUGAUAUUAAAUGUAACCUCGUGGUUGUCAAUUUAUUUUGAGGCUCGCUUCGAGGGUUUAUUUGAAUGUCCAUACUUGUUGAGGAUAUGGCCGUUCUUGGCCUACUCAAUUAUAAACUUAUCUCACACGUUGGGCUCUUUUGAUGAUACAAUGGCUUUCACGACAGACCUUUCCAUUACGAGACAGUUUGCGUUAAUGGCCCUGUAACAUGUUUAACAUUUAGAAUUGUCAACAGGUCAGAGGUUUACGGACCAUGUCAUUGCUCAUAUCAAAGUGAGUGACUUUGCCCUUUGCCCUCUGCCUCCCUUCCAGAGGUCCUGUGACCUGCAGCGUUGAAGUGCUCGUCUCCUGGGCCACGGAGCUUUCCCGAGCCCUGACAACGCGUGAAUGGGGGAGCCUUGUGAGCUUUGCCAACCAUUUUAUUUCAUUUUCUUCAAAGCCCCUAAAAGCAAAUAUACUUCUCUCUGAAGAUGAAGCGGGCCAUGGAAGAAAAAGAUGAAGAUGAUGAUGUUGAUGAUGAUGAUGAUGAUGAUGAUCCAGCAUCAGGACACAAAAGCAAAAGACAACGGGGAUGAAAGGUGUUGCUGCAUGCAACACAGGUGUGUCAGUGUUACCAUUUGUAAAACAUCUUUGUGGCAUAGAUUCCAUGCACCUUAAUACUCAAUAGUAUCAUCCUUUUGUACAUUACUGUACAGCUGAGUAAUUAUUACCAUACGCUGUCAGUGUUCUUUUCUUUUUUCUUUAGUUAUUUAACUGAAAGAGAAAUAUAAAAGACUGGGUACAUUUUUGUGAAUAAUGUAAAUUAACUUUGUGUGAUGGACAAAGGAGGUCUGUGGUUUAAAGUUUUAUGAAAUGGAGUUUUAUGUUACUCUGCUCUGAGUAGACCCUCUAAGUAAGUCCUGGUCUGUAUAAAAAAGCUACAUGUAACAGUUUUUGUAAAGUUAAAUAGAGAAAUGUGGAUGCAACAGCUUCUUACUAUCUGUGCAAAUCUCGGCUAUUAUUGAUUGUACGCAGAACUGGAUGUAAUAAUGAGUGUGCAACUUCACCAAUAAGAACCCACAGGUAAUUUAUGGUCAAAUCCAUAGAAACUGGGAUUUACUCCACUAUUAAACAGUUAAAACUGUUUUGUUUCUCUCAUAUGCAUUGAGAUUACAUGGACUCGUAUGUAUCUGAAAUGCUGGUGCGUGUAUAUGCUCUAAUUAUUUUGAUGUGCGUUACGUCAGUGGGAGCAUCCUGAGUCUUAUUAAAGGCCAGCUGUCCAGUC
Cyclopterus lumpus (lumpfish) is the source of this 4312-nucleotide messenger RNA. RefSeq names its product MAP7 domain containing 1a (gene map7d1a). Gene Ontology annotation, biological process: microtubule cytoskeleton organization. The record is from RefSeq and is a predicted model, not a curated record. NCBI's taxonomy places the organism in Eukaryota, Metazoa, Chordata, Actinopteri, Perciformes, Cyclopteridae. Bases 322 to 2667 code for a protein of 781 amino acids. Gene Ontology annotation, cellular component: microtubule cytoskeleton. The transcript has 19 exons.